Messenger RNA from Marchantia polymorpha subsp. ruderalis, 762 nucleotides. NCBI's taxonomy places the organism in Eukaryota, Viridiplantae, Streptophyta, Marchantiopsida, Marchantiales, Marchantiaceae. The record is from the annotation of a GenBank genome assembly.
AUGGAUAGGGAUGGACGGACGGACAGACGGACUGGGAGUUCCCUUCAAUUAGGGACGGAUGGUACAUCCGGAAAAACGGAGGUUCAGGCCCUCGGCGAUCUUAUCAGGAAUGGGCAGCGCUCUGUCUGUCAUCAUCAGGAGGGCAGGGGAGGGGAGGAUGUACUACAAAAGGGACCACGGCUUCGGGUCGCCGCGUUGAGCCGGCCGUCGACGCGAGAGAACUUCCCCCGGCGUCCACUCGCCGGUGACGAAACCACGAACUCUCCCGGCCGGAAGCGGUCGACGUCUACGUCCACGUCAACGAACGACGUUCCCAUGCCACCUCGAUCCUCCGGAUCUCCGCGAUCAAAUCCUCCGGUCCGUACCGAGCCCCUUGCGGUAGGACAAGGCGCAGCAGCCUGGUGCCACUGCUUUCGGUCGUCCGCUCCUCCAGUCGCUUGCUUGCUCCUCCUCGUCCUCCCUCCGGACGCUCCCCUCGCAUAUCGAGCGACGACCGCAGCGGUCGCCGAGACAGUGACAGACGCACAGAUUGCGAUUGAGCGAGCGAGAGAGAGAGAAAGAGAGGCGAGAGAAGUGCAGGAAGCGGAGGACAGGGAGAAGGAGGGAGGGAGGGAGGGAGGGAGAGAGAGAGGAAUGGAGAGGAGAGCUCGCGGGAGAGCUGAAGGAGGUCGAGGGAAGAAGAAGCAAGGGCAGCAGCAUCAGCAGCAGCAGCAGUCGGAGGAAGGCUACGAGAAGUAUCGAGAUACGGGGUCGAAUUGGUGA